UCCUAUCGCGAUUAUAUUGUUGAGCUUGUGACCGAGUGCAGUAUGAAGCGGCAGAAUGUUAGGACCCUGUCAUUGGUGGUAUGUACCUUCACAUAUUUGUUAAUUGGAGCAGCUGUCUUCGAUAGUUUGGAAUCGGAUUUCGAAUCGAAACGUUGGGAUUUUCUGCAAGCGGUGAAGAAUAAUUUCAUGAAAAAAUACAAUGUCACGGCGGAGGAUUUUCGCAUGAUGGAAAUUGUGAUAAUCGAAAAUAAGCCACACAAGGCCGGUCCCCAGUGGAAAUUUGCGGGGGCAUUUUAUUUUGCCACUGUAGUUUUGGCGAUGAUAGGAUAUGGUCACUCAACACCGGUCACCAUUGGGGGUAAGGCGUUUUGUAUGGCCUAUGCUAUGGUUGGCAUACCUUUGGGUCUGGUCAUGUUCCAAUCGAUUGGUGAACGUUUGAAUAAAUUUGCCUCGGUCAUCAUUAGAAGAGCCAAGCGUUAUAUGCACUGCAGCCACACGGAAGCAACGGAAAUGAAUUUAAUGUUGGCCACCGGAAUGUUGUCAUCGAUUAUUAUCACCACCGGAGCUGCAGUAUUUUCUCGCUAUGAGGGUUGGAGCUACUUCGAUAGUUUCUAUUAUUGUUUUGUCACUUUGACAACAAUUGGAUUUGGUGAUUAUGUGGCUCUACAAAACGACCAGGCCUUAAUGAAUAAGCCAGGGUAUGUGGCCCUCAGUUUGGUUUUCAUUCUCUUCGGUUUGGCAGUGGUGGCUGCCAGUAUCAAUUUGCUGGUAUUGCGGUUUAUGACGAUGCAAGCCGAAGAUGCCAAACGCGACGAACAGGAUGCCCAAAAUUUGGCAGCCGCAAAUGCACCCGUUACCUUCGACACGGAACACAGUUACAAUAUACACGGUAAACUAUUGAAUAGUUCCAAUUAUAUGACAGAAUAUGAUGAGACGGCAUCGAUAUGUUCGUGCACCUGUUUGGGCGGUACUCGCUGUAUGAACCAUGAAACAUUUGCCGAUCCCGAUUUUAGACCCACAGAUAUUAUUGCCAGUACGAUUAGCUUGAAACGUGCCUCAGUCUGAUAUCAAUCUCUGCCCCAGUUGGCUGAAUGUGAUUGUUAUGGC
Musca vetustissima is the source of this 1107-nucleotide messenger RNA. It is a transcript of the gene Task7, whose product is annotated as two pore potassium channel protein sup-9. The record is from RefSeq and is a predicted model, not a curated record. Lineage: Eukaryota; Metazoa; Arthropoda; Insecta; Diptera; Muscidae. Gene Ontology annotation, cellular component: membrane. Gene Ontology annotation, molecular function: potassium ion leak channel activity. The transcript has 3 exons. The coding region runs from base 43 to 1065 and encodes 340 amino acids. Gene Ontology annotation, biological process: stabilization of membrane potential; potassium ion transmembrane transport.